AUGUCUGCUCACAAUGGACUUCUACAGACACCAGACAACUCAGAGCGUAUCGUUCCUCGUAUCGUCCUGUCACACCAACAGUACUUUCAUUACGCAAAUCUGACGGUGACUUGUGGAGGAUUCUUCAACAACAUGACCAAGUGGAGGGUGGGACGAUACAAGUGUGGCACGUCUGGUUCUAAAGAGUUCUCUGAGGAAAAUCUGCUGCAAGUUAAAGCUGUGGUCCUGGAGUGUCCAGAUGAGCCUGUGAAGGAAGGAGAGAGCGUGACCCUCUCAUGUAGAGACAAGAUGGCCGCUUCAAAUGUGACAUAUUUAUUCUACAAAGACGACAAAGAGAGGGCAGGAAGUUCCACUGGAGAGUUGACGCUGAUGGAAGUGUCCAAGACAGAUGAAGGAGUUUACAAAUGUAAAAGCUCUGAGCUCAGAGAGUCAGAGGCUCAGUGGCUGGCUGUGGCAGUCGUGGAUUCUCAACGAACGAUGAGUCUCUAUUCUCAGAUCAGCAACAACAACUUUGAUGCUCAAGACAUAAAUGAGAAGCAGAGCCCUUGA
This is a messenger RNA of Knipowitschia caucasica, 549 nucleotides long. The record is from the annotation of a GenBank genome assembly. NCBI's taxonomy places the organism in Eukaryota, Metazoa, Chordata, Actinopteri, Gobiiformes, Gobiidae.